GGUCUAGUUGAAACAGGACUAUGAGGUUAUCUUGUAGAUUAAUAAGGUUGCCCUUAGGUCUGGUUAGUAGACAACUAUGGAAUUAUUUUGGAGAAAAAUGAGGCAGUGGUCUGGUCUAGUUGGUUUAAUAAGGUUCAGAGUGAAUGGUGUGUAUUCGUAUCUAGGCAGUACACUUCUUCACAAGCUCAUUAAAGGUAGUCUUCACUUUCACUUCACUGAAGAUGAAAGCAUAGCAUCUGUAAGUGGGUGGAGCAAGAUCAUGUUUCAUCUGAUCAAACUAGAGACAAUAGACUUCCCUGUCAUAAAAGCCACAUUCCGAUCACACUCAGAAGGAACUCUACCUCUCAACAGACAGGAAAUUACUGGCAUUCCAGUUUCUCUUCUUCUAAGCAGAUAUAACAGGCUGGGCUCCAAGGUACUACACGGAAUUUGGAAAAUCACAGUUUUGGUCUACAUAAAUUAAAACCAGUCAGGGGUUUACCUCAGAACUCAGACCUGAUGGAAUAUUACACUGUCCCUUCACAACAUGGCAAACAAAUGCCAUUAAAGACCGUUGUUAGAGAUCGUCUGUCAACCCUUGACGUUGUGUGGGCUAAUAAGUUUGAGGGUGAAAACAUCAGUCCAGAAAAUGCCAAAGAGAAAGAAUCAGAAUUUUACAGAGGUUCACCACCACAGUGGCUGAACUUCUAUUGGGCUGAAAAGGAGGGGUCCCCCUUUGUUAAACGUGAUAUGUAUGAAGUAAUACGGAAGAAGAUUGACAUAAACAAACAGACGAGCAGAAGCAUCACUCAUGUCAACUUAUUCCACCGACCCGGAAGUGGAGGGUCCACUCUGGCCAUGCAGAUACUAUGGGACCUGAGAAAAAAGCUCAGGUGUGCCAAAGUGGUCGCUUCUACAACAGACACGAAGGCUGUUGCAUGUCAAGUGGUGCAGUUAUUCAGUGCAGGUGGUCCUGAAAACCAGAACACUGUUCUGCUUCUUCUAGACAAUAUAAGUGAUGAGCCUUCAUUUGAAAAAAACCUUGAAGACAAUCUCAUUGAUGAGAUAAAGGCAAGAAAUGUCACUACCACUGUCCCUGUGGUCAUCAUUUUAAACUGUGUCCGUCAGCUCACAACAACAAGGAGCACAACACUGUGCACAAGUCUUUCAGAAGAGGAGAAAAACAAACUGAAGGAAAAACAAGCUGAAAUCAUUCAAAGACAUGGAGACAGACAUACUAAGUUCCACGCUUUUAACAUUAUGCUGGGCAAUUACAAUCCAUCUGUUGUUACAGAGAUCUGUACAAUUCUCCAUCCUAUUAAGAAGAGAAAGAGGUCUCGUAAAGCGCAACUUUUAGCAUAUUUAGCACUGAUUAAUUCAUAUGCCCCUGGUUCUUCUCUCUCCCCUGAUAUAUGUCAACGGUUUCUUGAUAAGAAAAGUCUUGGUCUUGGCAGCUUCUCCUUGGAGCAUCAAAUGCAACCCUUCACAGACAUUCUGGUCAUAUUCUCUACCCAGGAGAAAGAGAACAGGGGUGAGGAUCACGUACGCAUGGCACACCCCAUGAUUGCUGAGGAAUGUUUACAAUUACUGACUUCAGCUGGUGUAACGAGAAGUAUCAUCACAAGGAAUCUCCUGACAGACCUCUGUGAAAACCCAGUGCCAUUGUAUUUGGUAAAAACCAUCAAAAAAAUACUCACAAAGCGGGAAACAAUACAGGACAAAGAUGAAUCUGAAAGAGAAGACAAGGAGACAAUCAAACGUGAGUCUGGAAAACAGGCUAAAUUUUCUAGAUUGAUCCAAGACAUUAAAGCAAAAGAAAGCACACAUAUGUGUGUGUUAGUCCUGAAAAGUGCCUCAAUGAAACUUGAUAAAGAUCCAUUUCUUCCACAAGCUCUAGCCCGAUUCUAUUACAUUGAGGAGAAAGAUUAUAAAAGAGGUGAAAAUUGGGCUAAAACUGCAAUUGAGAGGGAUGAAAAGAACUCUUUCAUUAGAGACACGCUUGGACAAGUGCAUAAAAACCACCUCAAGAACCUUGUCAUGAAUACAGAAUGCUCACCAAGACAAAUCUUGACGACUGGAAAGAAAGCGACUGAGUCUUUUGAAGAUGAGGCUGAAGCUGCUGUGAAAGAGCAAGCACCAGAGAUGAAAGAUCAUGGUAUGACAAAUAUAUCUAACUCCUUUAACAACAGGGGCUUGUACGGCUUCCUGGAGGCUGCAGACAUCAUUUUCUACCAUCUUACAAAACAGAACAUGGAAUGGUCCAAGGUUCUUGCGCAAGAAAUAACCCCUCAGACGUUCUUUAAGUCUUGUCCAGCUGAAAAAUGUGAAAAGUAUACUGCUCUACUUACUAGUCUCAGAGAUGAAGUUGAGAAGAAGUUUGAGUUUUUUGAACAGUAUCUUACUUACUCAAAGCCAAGCAUUGACAAGGAUGAGCCAAGUUACUUUCGGCCAAAUGUUGAGAAAUGCUACAACAAAUAUGUAACCGAAAGUGGGCCGGAAAAAACACCGCUGCAGAUCCUGAAAGAAAGAAAGGUCAGCACAUUUGCAGGACUGCUGCACGCUCCAGAUCCAGACCUAGAACUGAUCACAAAACAGUUGAGAGAAUUACAUUUGUAUUCACCGACUGAUGCUGAUGUUGUCCAAAAGUACAUUCUUGCGAACAUCAUCUUGAGUCAAAGAAAUGCCACAUCUCCGGUGCUCAGGCCACUGGGAGAACUUCAGUCCAUUCUAAAGGGAUUCUGGGAAGAACAGAAAGACAAAAGAAGCCCAGAGUUCUACCUCUUGGUCCUUUUGCUGUUUUGGCCUGAUGAGGAGCAGGUCAAAGAGAACUCCCCAGACAUAGCCGAAUGUGUGAAGUAUAUGCUUGUAUCAUUUGAGAGGACGUACCAAAAUUACCUGCGCUCCCGCUUUCUGGUGCCGCUCUUUUUCCUCAGAGGAGGGCGAGGCCUCCAGAAACUUGUCCAUACAUCACGAAUAGACAAAACCUGCAUUGAUCGUAUUCACAAAGGAGAUGAAAGCACCGAAAUCCCAGGUCUUCAACGUGUGCAUGGAUGGGUGCAAAAUUACAAAGUAUUUUUUGUUAAAGGAUUAAAGGGGAUUGAGGUUUCUCCCCAACAUCCAGCCAGCGUCCGUCGCCAAGGAGUGGUCUCUUUCUAUCUUGGCUUCAACAUCAAAGGACCUGUGGCUUACAACAUAAGAUAUGAGCUGUAAAUGUACAGUACUGCGCAGA
Molecule: messenger RNA, 3208 nt
Organism: Colossoma macropomum (tambaqui)
Lineage: Eukaryota; Metazoa; Chordata; Actinopteri; Characiformes; Serrasalmidae
Product: sterile alpha motif domain-containing protein 9-like
Exons: 3
Coding region: 730-3189 (819 amino acids)
Cellular component (GO): cytoplasm
Source: RefSeq, a predicted model, not a curated record